CACCAUGAUGCUGCUCACGAAAUUAUUGAGACAAUUCGGUGGGUCUGUGAAGAAAUCCCAGAUCUCAAGCUUGCUAUGGAAAACUAUGUUUUAAUUGACUAUGAUACAAAAAGCUUUGAGAGCAUGCAGAGGCUUUGUGACAAAUACAACCGAGCCAUUGACAGCAUUCAUCAGUUGUGGAAGGGGACCACGCAGCCUAUGAAACUCAACACACGUCCCUCCAACGGGCUCCUCCGUCACAUCCUGCAGCAGGUCUACAACCACUCGGUGACUGAUCCAGAGAAACUCAACAACUACGAGCCCUUUUCCCCGGAGGUUUAUGGAGAAACGUCCUUUGACCUAGUGGCCCAAAUGAUAGAUGAAAUUAAAAUGACAGAGGAUGAUUUGUUCGUCGACUUGGGCAGUGGUGUGGGCCAGGUGGUGCUCCAGGUGGCCGCGGCCACCAACUGCAAACAUCACUACGGCGUGGAGAAAGCUGACAUCCCAGCCAAGUACGCUGAGACGAUGGACAGAGAGUUCAGAAAGUGGAUGAAAUGGUAUGGGAAAAAACAUGCAGAAUACACACUGGAAAGAGGUGAUUUCCUCUCAGAAGAAUGGAGAGAGAGAAUUGCAAACACAAGUGUUAUUUUUGUGAAUAACUUUGCCUUUGGUCCUGAGGUGGAUCACCAGCUGAAGGAGCGUUUUGCAAACAUGAAGGAAGGUGGGAGAAUUGUGUCCUCAAAACCUUUUGCACCUCUGAACUUUAGAAUCAACAGUCGAAACUUGAGUGAUAUUGGCACUAUAAUGCGAGUUGUGGAGCUCUCACCACUGAAAGGGUCUGUGUCGUGGACCGGGAAACCAGUUUCUUACUACCUGCAUACUAUUGACCGAACCAUACUUGAAAACUAUUUUUCUAGUCUCAAAAAUCCAAAACUCAGGGAGGAACAAGAGGCAGCUAGACGUCGUCAACAAAGAGAAAAUAAGAGCAACACAACUACUCCAACGAAGGUUCAAGAAAACAAGGAUUCUGGUGCUGAGGAAGAAAAGGCUGGGGCAAAUUCUGUUAAAAAGCCAUCUCCCUCCAAAGCACGUAAGAAAAAGCUGAGCAAAAAAGGAAGGAAAAUGGCAGGCAGGAAACGAGGGCGUCCCAAGAAAAUGAACACUGCAAAUACAGAGCGCAAGACCAAGAAGAACCAAACUGCACUAGAACUUCUGCAUGCUCAAACUGUGUCGCAAACAUCUUCAUCCUCUCCUCAGGAUGCAUACAAGUCACCUCAUAGUCCAUAUUACCAACUACCUCCUAAAGUGCAACGGCAUUCAUCUAACCAGCUCCUGGUGACACCCACCCCACCUGCACUACAGAAGCUGCUAGACUCUUUUAAGAUCCAGUACAUGCAGUUUAUGGCAUACAUGAAGACUCCUCAGUAUAAAGCAAGUCUGCAACAGUUACUGGAGCAGGAAAAGGAGAAAAACGCUCAGCUACUGGGGACCGCACAGCAGUUAUUCACCCACUGCCAGGCACAGAAAGAGGAAAUAAAACGUCUUUUUCAACAGAAACUUGAUGAGCUGGGAGUUAAAGCUCUGACCUACAACGACCUGAUUCAGGCUCAGAAGGAAAUCUCUGCUCACAAUCAGCAACUGAAAGAACAGACGAAACAGCUGGAGAAGGAUAACGGCGAACUCAGGAACCAGAGCUUACAGCUGCUGAAGGCACGGUGUGAAGAACUGAAGCUGGAUUGGUCUACACUGUCCCUGGAGAACUUGCUGAAGGAGAAGCAGGCCUUGAAGAAUCAAAUUUCAGAGAAACAAAAGCACUGUUUGGAACUGCAGAUCAGCAUUGUGGAACUUGAGAAGAGUCAAAGACAGCAGGAGCUCCUGCAGCUGAAAUCGUAUACACCGUCUGAUGAGUCACUGUCAGUGCAGCUACGCAAUAAAAACCAUCUGAGCCGUGAUCCUGAGGCUGAGCAUGGCAGGUUCCAGCUUGAGCUYGAAUGCUCUAAAUUCCCUGUCCCCCACAUCAAUGGCAUGAGCCCAGAGCUGUCCAUGAAUGGCCAUGCUACUCCCUAUGAAAUUCAUAAUACUUUCAGCAGGCCUUCCUCCAAGCAGAACACCCCUCAGUAUACAACCUCUCAUCUGGACCAAGAAAUAGUUCCAUGUACUCCAAACCACAACAGCAGACAGAAGGCAGACAAGAUGACAAGCUUGUCCUUACCCGACUACACCAGGUUUUCCCCUGCUAAGAUAGCACUAAGGAGACACUUGAAUCAAGACCAUGCAGUCAAUGGAAAAGCAACAACUAAUGAGAUACAGAGAGCUGACCAUGUAAAAGAGAAUGGCCUUACAUAUCCAAGCCCUGGUAUUAAUGGCAUAAAGCUGAGUCCUCAGGAAACUCGGCCCUCUUCCCCAGCGGCCUUACCAAUUGCAGGCGAGAAGGUUUUGAGAGAGAGAACCUCUGUGAGUAAUGGAGAAACUAUCACCAGCCUACCUAUCAGUAUUCCUCUCAGCACAGUGCAGCCCAAUAAACUCCCUGUUAGUAUCCCUCUGGCCAGCGUAGUCCUACCUAGCCGUGUUGAGAAGGUGAGAAGCACACCCAGCCCAGUUCAUCAGAAUAGAGACUCAUCGACACUUGAAAAGCAGAUUGGUGCUAGUUCUCAUAAUGGUGUAAGCAAUGCUGCUGGAAACAAGCCUCUGGCUUUGGCUACCUCAGGUUUUUCUUACUCUUCUGGCUCCGUGGCAGUCAAUGGGACUCUUUCCAACAGCCCAGCCCAUCUUAACCAUAGCGUUGAUCAGGCAGCUCUGGAUGACUCUGGGAGUCUCUUUAACUCGGUAGGGUCUCGGAGUUCCACUCCACAACAUCCGUUGCUAAUGAUGCAGUCAAGGAACUCCGGGCAAAGCUCCCCUGCUCAUCAGCACUCGACAAGCCCCAGGUUAAAUGGCACCUCCCAGAGCCUCGUGGGGGUCUUGCAGUACGCAGACGCCCAGAAGAUGUUUGCCGAAGGAACAAAGGGGGAUCUUCAGUCUGAUGCGGCGUUUUCAGAUCCUGAGAACGAGGCCAAGAGAAGAAUCAUCUUUACGAUCUCUCCUAAUACAGGACAUGUAAAACAGUCCCCUUCCAACAAGCACAGCGCUCUGCCCCCGGCCGCUCGGUUGGACUGUGGCCAAGCGCACGCGCAGGAUGGGAAGAAGCGAGGGCGGCGGAAGAGAUCRUCUGCCGGGAACGUCGGCGGGAGCUCUGGUGUCUCCCCUAAGCGCAAAUCCCUCCCGACUGUGUCGGGCCUCUUUACGCAGCCAUCGGGUUCGCCGCUCAACAUUAACUCCAUGGUCAAUAACAUUAACCAGCCUUUAGAAAUAACAGCCAUUUCCUCUCCUGAAAACUCCCUGAAGAACUCUCCUGUUCCUUACCAGGACAAUGACCUGCCCCCCGUGUUGAAAAAGGAGAAGCCGCUUGUGCAGAGCAAUGGUGUCCAUUACUCCCCGCUAACGUCGGAUGACGAGCAGGGAUCUGAAGACGAGCACAACAGCACCAGAAUUGAGAGGAAAAUUGCAACGAUAUCGCUGGAGAGCAAAUCUCCACAGAAGACUGUUGAAAAUGGUGGCAGUUUACCUGGGAGGAAACAAGCACAAACCAACGAGAGCAUGAACAGCAGUAAAUGGAAAUCGACUUUCUCACCAAUAUCCGACAUCAACCUGAGCAAAACUACAGACGGCCCCUUGCAGUCGGCUUCCUCUCUGAGCCAGAACUCGCUCUUCGCCUUCAGGCCUCCCGCUGAGGACGGCCUGGCCAUGGAGUCCAAGAUCGCGGCCCACGCGAGGAAGAGCGUUGCCGGGCCCUCCUGCGGGGCGGACGGGCUCAGCGCCGCCACAAACCCCGCGAAUGGAUUCACGUACAACGGGGCACUCUCGACAGACAUGGGUUUGCACAGCUUUAUCGACGGUGCUUCUCUUCCGCAUAAGGCUCCGGACGGGGCUUCCAGCUGCUCGCUGGGGUUUCAGUCCCAGCGGGGCAAAGAUGGGGGCGGAUCGGAAACCAACCCUUUUCUGAACAAGAGGCAACUCGAAGGCCUCAGCAGCACGAAAGGAGAAGACUUGAAUCGGUCAGGGGUCAAAAGCAAGGAGAUCAGCGAAAUAARCAUCCGUGCUGGGGGUUCUUCGGAGAAAAACCCUUUGCAGCAUAACGGAAAGGUCGGCAAAGGAAGGGACCGAGAUGUGGAGUUCAAAAAUGGCCACAACCUUUUCAUUUCUGCUGCUGUUUCCUCUGGUGGCCUUCUGAAUGGUAAAAGCCUUUCGACUGCUGUUUCUUCAGCAGGCAACCCAGCGUCUUCUGUUCAGCCACACCAUCCUUUCCUAAACGCUCUGACCACUGGAUCGCAGUUCCCCCUUGGCCCCAUGGCCUUGCAAGCAAACCUCAACUCAGUGACAAAUUCCUCAGUAUUGCAGUCCUUAUUUAAUUCAAUGCCAGCUGCUGCCAGUCUGGUCCACGUGUCAUCAGCUGCAACCAGACUGACUAAUUCUCACACUAUGGGGAACUUCUCUCCUGGGGUUACAGGUGGAACAGUUGGAGGUAUUUUUAACCAUGCGGUGCCUUCUGCCUCCUCUCCUCAUCAAUUUGGAGCCAGUUUCAGCAGCAGUGCUGUCUCUAGCAGCACCGUGCUAAGCUUAAACCCUCUGCAGGCUGUGGCCAGCACCUCCUCCCCAUCCUUCCCGUCCCCCGCUAACUCAGUAACCCCUAGCGAGAGCAGAGGCGCCCAGCAGCUCCGCCGGGCGCCGGGGCAGGCUGUCUUCCCCCCCGCUCCGCCGCCUCCUAACGUCUCGCUGCCCCCUCCGCCUCCGUUGCUUGCUCCUAACCCCGAGCCCGCGCUUCUGCAGCCCCUGCCGCCCGGCGACGCUUUCUCGCCCUCCUCUUCCGCUUCUGCCCAACCUGCUAACGCUUCUUUGUCUAUUAAGCUUGCUUCUCUGCAGCACAAACCCUCCCGCCCCUCCUUUACCGUCCACCACCCGCCUGUGCCCCGCUUGGCGCUGGCACCGCCGGCCACCGCGCAGCCCAACGCAGCCGGCACGUCCGCUAUGUGGCUUGCCCUGGGCAUGCAGCCUCCUUACGCUUCGCACCUUUCUGGGGUUAAGCCACGAUAAGGAGCUUGCUUAGCUAACGGUUCUUGUUUUGUAAGGUAACUAGGAUUUCUACCUCAACCCAAUGUGACCUAUGCAAGGACAUCGUGGACCAACUUCACUCGGCUUCCACUGAAAGGUGCUCACCUGGCCUGUGCAGGGGUUUCUACU
Messenger RNA from Nothoprocta perdicaria, 5256 nucleotides. It is a transcript of the gene DOT1L, whose product is annotated as DOT1 like histone lysine methyltransferase. Gene Ontology annotation, molecular function: histone H3K79 methyltransferase activity. Gene Ontology annotation, cellular component: nucleus. The coding region runs from base 76 to 5109 and encodes 1677 amino acids. The transcript has 28 exons. The record is from RefSeq and is a predicted model, not a curated record. Lineage: Eukaryota; Metazoa; Chordata; Aves; Tinamiformes; Tinamidae. Gene Ontology annotation, biological process: DNA repair; regulation of transcription regulatory region DNA binding; heterochromatin formation.